Molecule: messenger RNA, 1758 nt
Organism: Caenorhabditis briggsae
Lineage: Eukaryota; Metazoa; Nematoda; Chromadorea; Rhabditida; Rhabditidae
Exons: 9
Coding region: 1-1758 (585 amino acids)
Biological process (GO): transmembrane transport
Cellular component (GO): membrane
Molecular function (GO): transmembrane transporter activity
Source: RefSeq, a predicted model, not a curated record
AUGGAGCACAAUCAUCACGUUCAACCGGUCCGUCGGCGGCUCGAAUCAGAGCAAGCGGACCCUCCACAGUCAGAAAUUUCAAUGUCAGUGGUCACUGAUGAUACCAGAUUCUUUUCGACUCGAAGGAGACCAACGCUUUAUGCAGUCAAUGAGAAUAAAAACGUUUGGUGCUGCAACAUAAAUGUGGAACCAAUUCUAUUUCUGGUCACCUGCGGUUUUGGACUCAGUGCAACCAAUAGUUCUCUUUUCACCUACUGGGCACGAUGUGUUCAGAUAGCACAGGAACACAAAGAUCUCGCACAUAAUGCUACGUCGACAUGUGCAUCAAUUGCAACCUAUAACGGUACUCUACAAGAUGAUGUGGAAAAGGACAUUGCAAAUACCAAGAUUUAUUUACAAAUAAUGGGAACGAUUCCAACUCUCAUCGUAUCUCCUUUAAUUGGAAAUUGGUCGGAUAGAAACGGAAGAAAACCACCUCUUCUUUUCUCUCUUUCCGGCCUGGUGCUGAAUAACUUCCUUACAUUAUCUGCCACUUUGACCUAUGAAUCGAUCAACGUCUAUUAUUGGUUUUUCCUAUCAGAGCUAAUUCAAGGACUUUUCGGAGGCGGAGCUACCACCUUUGCAACCUUGUUGGCAAUUGUAACAGACGAUUGCAGACACAAAUUGAAACCAGGUUCUUCUACAGUACCAUUUCGUGUUGGAUUAUCUUCAUUCAUCCAGUCAAUAGGCAUGCUCAGCGGAACUCUAAUCGUUUCAAUUCUAGCAGUUCCUGCUAUAAUAUCAGUGGAGAGACAUGCAUUGAGUUAUGUGAAGUGUGCAUUCAUUCAAACUGGACUAUCGUUGAUAGCGUUGAUCUAUGGAAUAUUCUUCGUUCGCGAAACUCAUUUCCCGAAGCGAGAAGAUUUCAGUUAUAAUCAAUUUAAUGAUAAUGAAGAGACCGAAGAAGAAGAGUUACCUCCAAAACCAACUGGUAUUCGACAGUUCACAGUAUACCUAGAGUCAGUUUUUGGAGUACUGACGGUUCGAAGACCUGGGUGGACCCGAUUAUGUCUCUGUGUCUCGUUGGCAUUUGUGUUUAUCGAAUUCCUUUCAUUCGACCCAGCUCUCUUACUGCUCCUUGUAAAGCGUCUUCCUUUUGCUUGGAAUGACAAAAUGUUCAGUUAUUUCACAGUGAGCCGUCAACUGGUCAGUACAUUAGGAAUGGUUCUCUGCCCACUCCUACUCACAUUUUCUCAUUGGCUCGGAAAGGAUUCUCUAUUGAUUAUUGCUGCAUUAGCAUCGUCUGCAGCAACUUCGUUCUUGACUGCAUUCGCCACGAAAACAGGGCACAUUUUCUACACAUGUGCAUUUGGUCUGAUCAUGGGAGGAAUGCAGCCGGCCUAUCGAUCAUUCCUUCCCAGAAUGGUUGCAAAAGAAGAAACGGCUCGUCUUUUGACAGUUGUUUCUAUAAUUAUUUCAUUUUCUCCGAUUCUCUCAUCAUUGAUCUUCAACAACAUUUUCAAUAUGAGUCUCACUUGGUGGGCCGGCUUUGCAUUUUUCGUUUCCGGAUGUUUCCAGACGACGGUUUUUAUUGGACAAAUAGUCAUCCACAUUCUGAUGCGACCUCAAUGGAAACUUGACAAGCAACUCCGCGAACGUCGUCUGGAUGAAUCUGAUUCCCGCGACGAUGCAGAUUUCCGCCCGUUACCUGAUGCGGAGCAACGGAGCAUCUCCAACACAGCAGUGGAUUCAGAUAGUGGAUCACGACGGGAAAUUUGA